Messenger RNA from Morus notabilis, 2212 nucleotides. RefSeq names its product DDB1- and CUL4-associated factor 4. The record is from RefSeq and is a predicted model, not a curated record. Bases 246 to 1841 code for a protein of 531 amino acids. Gene Ontology annotation, molecular function: protein binding. The transcript has 12 exons. Lineage: Eukaryota; Viridiplantae; Streptophyta; Magnoliopsida; Rosales; Moraceae.
GAGCCGUAAAUAAAAAGGAAAAAUUGAAACAAGAGUUGGUAUAAAAACUGCGUUAAACGUUGUUGCUGCCUGCUGCGUCUUCGCCUUGCUUUUAGUUUUUAGGUUUUUUUUUUUUUCAUUUUGUUUCCGGGGCGGUAGGUUGGAGUUGGGCAUUAUUCGUAGGUCGAGAAUGUAGGCCCGGCCCAAAAGGUUGUGGUAAUUCGACUGCCGCCAUUGAAGUUGGCACCGAGGAAGACAGGCAGCUUAUGACUCACUCGACCGUUUUUUUUUUCUUCGUCUCGAGUCCUGCUUCUUCCUGCUCCACCGAGAAAAGAAAACUCUCUUUAACUAAAAUAUGCCUCGAGAACAGGUACUUCCCCAUCAAGGGACCAAUUCCCGGCUCCGCUCGCUCCUCUUCUUCUUCCACUGCCCUUAAACCUUCCAAGGUGAUAAAGCCAUGUAGGAAAACUGGAGUAAGAACCUUGAAGCUGCUUCAGGUUAGGGAGAUAUUUGGUAAUGUAAUUUCUUCAAAUAAAGGAAAGCGCAACUUUAAGGAGGAGUUCAGAAAGACACAAGUGUCCCAUCCAAAGGUUUGGAAAUAUUCUGGAACAGAGAAGAUAGGUGACUCUGCUUUGGAGCGAAUACACGUUGACGUUCAAACACAGGAGGGUCAAACCAAAACAGAUGUUUUAUUAACAGGUGGCAUAAAUGGAUCCUUAAGUAUUUCUGAAAUUGGAAAAGUUCAACCAGAGUUUGAUUACGGAGUACAAUGCGUUCCAGAUUGUGUAUGGCCUACAAUUGAAGGAAAUCAAACACAUUAUAGAAGAGAUCCUGAACGUAUAUGGAGAGACACAAGAGCUUCAUUGCAAAUGUCAUCUAAGAUAUCUUGUAUGAAAGUCUUUAGAAAGAACUUGCCUUUACCAAUAGAAGAUGGUGGUGGUAUCCAACAUGCAUUGAUAUCUACAUUGGGAUCGAUGAGAUACGGUGGAUCUCUGUGUCUUCUCAAUCUUGUUGAACCCUUGGAUUUCGAUCCAACUGCUCUUUUCAUAAGGCGAAGGAUACAAGAAGUUGCAACUUUUGACUGCACCAUUUGGGCUGCAGAUUGUGGAACUAAUGGCAAUCGAGCAGUGAUUGGAACCAAUCUGGGUGCCGCUUUAGUAGAUGUGGAAACUGGAAUGACAUCAUGGGUGCUGCGCAGUAAAAGUGAUGUUUUGGCACAACAACUUGUUCACUCAGGAAAUGUUGUCUUAUGUGGGCUUAGAAAUGGGGCAAUCAUUACCGUGGAUGCUCGUGAGAAACAAGAAGGAUCUUCUGCUAGGCUUGUCAGGCAUCGUAUAUCAAAUUCGCCUUCAGAUAAUACUGUUGGAAAAUCAAGCAAACGAUGGUUUAAGCUUUCUGGAAAUAUAAAUACUUCUGACACGAUUAAAUUGCCUUCAUCUAUCUCCUGUUUGGUAUCACUUCAGUUUGAUGACCAGUACUUCCUGGCAAGUUCCAUGGAUGGAUCGGUAAAGCUUUAUGACCAUCGCCUAGUCCAAAGAGGGGCUAUCCAAUCUUAUGAGGGACAUGUUAAUUCUCAUUCCCGCAUACAGCUUGGAGUCGACCCAUUGGAGAGAUUUGUCAUGUCAGGAGGAGAGGACUGUUACUUGCGGCUUUGGAGUAUCAAGUCAGGUGAGCUGCUCUUUCAAGAUAAAUUCUCCGACUCCAUCCUUUCAACCGUGUGCUGGCGCAGGGAAGGGCCAUCAGUAGCUUUGUUGAGCGGGAAGAAUGAAACGAAUAGCGUUAGUGGCUACUUUGAUGAGGAGAGUUAUGGUGCGGGGGCAUGGCUUGGCUCACACGAAGGACUGUUUUACUUGCAGUGGUAAUAACAAAAAUGCCCAACAAAAAAAAGCUACCGAGUUCAUUACGAGGCGACUUGUUUUGGAGAAGGGCUGUUUUCAAGAAGGGCUGAUUUACGGUGUGUAGAGCUAAGAAGUUAUGCUCUACUGACGUUUUAUGUUUAUGGCAGCGCCCAGCAGACUUGGGGUUUGUUAUUGGGGCGGGCAUUAUCACCGCGCAAAGCGGAUGAUAGGAGAUUAGCGAAGGAUAUGCACAGAUAACAAGCUUUACCAGUGUAAAGAGUACAUAGUGGCUUUUAUUUUAUUUUAUUAUUAUUAUUUUUUUUUUUGUGGUUCCUUUUCUUCUCCUGUUUAUGGUAGGAACGGCCAAAAAAGGCCUACAUGCUCAUGUUUGGUAA